UACAGAAAACACGUAAGCAUCGACGAGUGCUCGGCGCAGGCGGAGAAUGCUCAUUGUGAAGCAGACUAAAGCUCUUCCAGCUCCACUAGUACUGCUCACAUCUACCAGAGAACGAGUCCAAUCUGGGCCUAACCCUGUCCUGACUCCGGGCAUAUUCUACAGUAUACCCCGACACUGAGAAGACAACGGCACCGCGAUCUUCAGAGGACUUCGGAAGACCUUAUUUAGAGGAGUCGGAUAUCUGUAGAGGCGCAUCAACCUCUCAAACAAGAUGUUAGACCCGUCGUCCAGCGAAGAGGAAUCUGAUGGGAUAGUAGAGGAGGAAAGCAAAGAGGCGAUGGCACCCCAGGCCGGAUCCCGCAUCUCUCCAAGCAGGACCAGCGAGAGCUCGGGUGGACUGGCCCCAAGCAGCAGCCGCAGCAGUGCCCGUCCGACCAGCCCGAGCCCUUCAGCCGUCAGCGAGGAGAAAGAGGAUUUGGAGAAGCUGCAGAGGGAGGAAGAAGAGCGGAAAAAGAAGCUGCAAUUGUAUGUUUUUGUGAUGCGAUGCAUCGCUUAUCCAUUCAAUGCAAAACAGCCCACAGAUAUGGCCAGGCGACAGCAGAAGAUAACCAAGCAGCAGCUUCAGCAGACGAAGGAUCGCUUCCAGGCCUUCCUCAAUGGAGACACACAAAUUGUGGCAGAUGAGGCGUUCAUCAACGCUGUGCAGAGCUACUCUGAGGUGUUCUUGAAGAGUGACCGCGUGGCAAAAAUGGUCCAGAGUGGCGGUUUCUCGGCCAAUGAUUUCAGGGAAGUGUUCAAGAGGCACAUCGAGAAGCGUGUGAGGAGCCUCCCAGAAAUAGACGGUCUGAGCAAGGAGACGGUCCUCAGCUCCUGGAUGGCCAAGUUUGACACCAUAUACCGUGGCGAUGAAGAUCCACGUAAGGCACAGCAACGCAUGACUGCCAGCGCGGCGUCUGAGCUCAUCCUCAGCAAAGAUCAGCUCUACGAGAUGUUUCAGAAUAUUCUGGGUAUCAAAAAGUUUGAGCACCAGCUGCUUUACCAGGCCUGUCAGUUGGACAACCUGGAUGAGCAGGCUGCACAGAUCAGAAGAGAGCUGGAUGGUCGUCUUCAGAUGGCGGACCAGAUUGCCAGGGGUGGUAAGUUCCCCAAAUUUGUGUCUAAAGAAAUGGAAGCCAUGUACAUUGAGGAGCUCAAGUCAUCCGUGAAUCAGUUGAUGGCCAAUCUGGAGAGCAUGCCUGUCUCCAAGGGUGGGGAGUUCAAACUCCAGAAGCUGAAACGGGGACACAAUACCUCCAUCAUCGACAUGGGCCAGGAGGACGAGAACACGUUGUCCAAGUCUGAUGUGGUUCUGUCCUUUACUUUGGAGGUGGUAAUCAUGGAAGUGCAAGGGCUGAAGUCUUUGGCACCUAACAGGAUUGUCUACUGCACCAUGGAGGUGGAGGGAGGCGAGAAACUCCAGACUGACCAAGCUGAAGCAUCUAAGCCAACCUGGGGGACCCAAGGGGACUUCACCACCACACACCCUUUGCCUGCUGUCAAGGUGAAACUGUUUACAGAGAGCACAGGGGUACUGGCAUUGGAGGACAAAGAACUCGGCAGGGUUGUUCUUCACCCAACUCCUAACAGCCCCAAGCAGUCAGAGCUCCAUAAGAUGACUGUGACCAAGGCUUGCCCCGACCAAGAUCUGAAGAUCAAACUGGCCAUCCGCAUGGACAAACCACAGAACAUGAAGCACUGCGGGUAUCUGUGGGCAUUUGGGAAGAAUGUUUGGAAGCGCUGGAAGAAGCGUUUCUUCGUCCUCGUGCAGGUGAGUCAGUAUACAUUCGCCAUGUGCAGCUACAGAGAGAAAAAAUCAGAACCACAGGAGCUUCUCCAGCUGGAUGGUUAUACUGUGGACUACAGUGACCCCCAGCCAGGCUUGGAUGGCGGCAGGGCUUUCUUCAAUGCAGUGAAGGAGGGCGACACUGUGAUCUUUGCCAGCGAUGAUGAGCAGGACCGCAUCCUGUGGGUCCAGGCCAUGUAUCGUGCCACUGGCCAGUCCCACAAGCCCGUCCCACCCACUCAGGUCCAGAAACUAAACUCCAAAGGGGGCGUCUCAGCUCAAAUGGAUGCUCCCAUUUCUCAGUUCUCUGGACUCAAGGACGCUGACAGAGCUCAGAAACAUGGCAUGGAUGAGUUUAUCUCCGCUAACCCCUGUAGCUUUGACCACGCCUCGCUUUUUGAGAUGGUGCAGCGACUCACAUUGGACCACAGGCUCAAUGACACCUUCUGCUGCUUGGGAUGGUUCAGCCCGGGCCAGGUGUUUGUCUUGGAUGAAUACUGUGCCAGGAACGGGGUUCGAGGUUGUCACAGACAUCUGUGCUACCUGCGUGAUCUGCUGGAAAGGGCAGAGAAUGGGGCGAUUAUCGACCCCACUCUUCUACACUACAGCUUCGCUUUCUGUGCCUCCCAUGUCCACGGGAACAGAGAGGGCAGCAAUUACUGGGGGCCACUGGGCUAUGAGGCUCUACAGUCUCCAAAGAGCUCCCAAAGCCCAGAUCCCAGUACUGCCAGUAAACGGCCACGCAUGUUCAAGUUUAGAAAGAGAAAGGAUUCCAAAAUACCACUCUGUCAAGGCCCCAAAAGGCCAGAUGGGCUGAGCACAGUGAAAGUGGAUGAGAAGGAGCGCUUUGAGGACAUCAAGGAGCGGUUGCGUGUGAUAUUGGAAAACCAGAUUGUAAAUUUCAGAUAUUUUUUCCCCUUCGGUCGUCCAGAGGGUGCACUGAAGGCCACUUUAUCUUUGCUGGAGAGGGUCUUGAUGAAGGACAUCGUGACUCCAGUUCCACCAGAAGAAGUUAAAGGAGUUAUCCGCAAAUGUUUGGAGCAGGCUGCUCAGCUCAACUACCAGCGGAUUAAAGAUUAUGCUAAAAUCGAAGUUGAGAAAGGUCAAAAGGAUCAGAAGGAUCCAGAGAAUGUAGGCCGCUUAGUCACGCCUGCCAAAAAGCUGGAGGAAACAAUUCGCCUGGCGGAGUUAGUCAUAGAGGUCCUCCAGCAGAACCAGGAACACCAUGCGGAGGCGGCAGUCACAAGUUCUGGAGAUCAAUCGCAGGGAAAAGAGGCAUUUGCGUGGUGGACGGACCUCAUGGUGGAGCAUGCAGAAAACUUCCUGGCCCUCUACGCCAUCGACAUGGAUGCCGCUCUGGAGAUCCAGUCCCCUGAGAGCUGGGACAGCUUCCCUCUCUUUCAGCUGCUCAAUGACUUCCUCCGGACAGACUACCAUCUGUGCAAUGGAAAGUUCCACAAACACCUCCAGGAUCUGUAUGCUCCUCUGGUGGUUAGAUAUGUGGAUCUGAUGGAGUCCUCCAUCGCACAGUCAAUUCACAAGGGCUUUGAGAGAGAGUCCUGGGAACCUGUAAAGAGUUUAACAAGUAAUCUGCCCAAUGUGAAUCUACCAAAUGUGAACCUCCAAAUUCCCAAAGUACCAAAUCUGCCAGUGCCAGUAGCAGGACUAUCAGUUAACCUUCCACAAAUGCCUAGCUUUUCUACCCCGUCAUGGAUGGCUGCUAUAUAUGACUCUGAUAACGGCUCUGGGACGUCGGAGGACCUCUUCUGGAAGCUAGACGCCCUCCAGACCUUCAUCAGGGACCUGCACUGGCCGGAAGAGGAGUUCGCCAAACACCUCGAGAGUCGCAUUAAACUAAUGUCGAGCAACAUGAUCGAGAACUGCGUGAAGCGCACUCGGAUGGCAUUUGAGUCCAAGCUGACAAAGAGCAGCAAGUCUACAGAUUUCCGCAUUUCUCCAACAUUAUGCACCAUGUUCAAUGUGAUGGUGGAUGCCAAGGACCAAUCAGCUAAAUUGUGUGCGAUGGAAAUGGGCCAGGAGAAACAGUUCCACUCCCAAAUAGACGAUCUGAUCGAGGAAAGCGUGAAGGACAUGAUCCAGCUCCUGGUUGCAAAGUUUGUUGCAAUUCUGGAAGGUGUUUUGGCAAAGAUUUCCAGAUAUGACGAGGGCACUCUCUUCUCCUCAUUCCUUUCAUUCACGGUGAAAGCUGCCUCAAAAUAUGUGGAUGUACCUAAGCCAGGAAUGGACGUGGCCGAUGGCUAUGUGACCUUUGUGCGCCACUCUCAGGAUAUGCUUCGUGAUAAGGUCAAUGAGGAGGUGUAUAUAGAAAGGUUAUUUGAUCAAUGGUACACUGCCACGAUGAACCUUCUGGGGACCUGGCUCACUGAGCGCAUGGAUCAGCAGCUGCACGUCUACCAACUAAAAAUCCUUAUCAGGAUUACAAAGAAAAAGUACCGGGACUUUCGCCUGCAGGGUGUACUCGACUCCACCCUGAACAGUAAGAUGUACGACACAGUGCGCAAUAGGCUGACUGUGGAGGAGGCCACUGCUUCAGUGAGGGAAGGAGGCAUGCAGGGCAUCUCCAUGAAGGACAGCGAUGAGGAGGAUGAAGAGGACGACUAGAGCCUGUGCACUGACACUCCAGACCCCCUCCCCGUUCCUGAACCCUUCACCCUGACCCCUUUCACACUUUUGACUUUAGCCUGGUUACCGAUGCAUGUACCAACUCAGAUAGCCACUCUAGGACCUCUUUGUCAGCUCGAAAUGCCUAUGAAGGAACUAUAACUAUAAAAAAAAUAGUACUUAUACUGAGGAAACUCAAAAUAAAAAUGUAAAAAAAAAAAAAUAACCAUGAUUGGCAGUUUAGCUGUGUCAUGAUAAAGAUAGCACCUAUCUGAUUCAUUCAUUUCUAAAUUCAUUUCUAUGUGUUACUAAGCAAUAUGGAGAACCAUUUGUUUGACAAUGUUGAGUGAGAUUAAUAGGUGUGUCCCUGUCCAAUGCAAACCUAUAUGGCGCUUCUUUGUCGUAUUCUACAUUCAUUAAUGGUACAUUGUCGUGAUGAUGAGUGUGUGGACCCUUUUAUUUGUCUUGUCUGUUUUUAAGUGAAUGCCAACUGCUUCAAACUGAAAAUAAACCUCUGUAUUUGUUUACGGCUGUUACAGAUAAACUGUUGUCUACUCACUGUUAUUAACAUCAACAGUAAGUCAAGACCUGCAUUUUUAUCAUGUGUCAAUGCUAUGUGAUCUCAUCUCAAUUACCAAUUAGACAUGGUUCAACAGGAACCUUGAACUUAAAAGAGUGGGUACUCUAUAGAGAUGCAAUAUUCUCAUAGCUCCAUUUUGAUAACUUGGGAGAUUCUAUUUUUAUUUCAACAUUAAAAGGCCUUGAAACAGGUUCUAUUUUAAUUGAGUUGCACUUUUACAGAGAAAAGAGCAAAAUAAUUUUUUUUAUUAAAAAAAAAGUUGGUCUGUCUUUGUUCUGUAAUUGUGUAGAAUGAGAUGUCUGGCAUUUGUUUGGGUCUCACUGUUGUUUUGUAUAUAUUAUAUAAAUAUAUAUAUAAAUAUAAAAUGCUGUACAUUGCAUUCUGAGCCAUCGCUGCAUGCCUGUGGGUUCCCACCCUCCCCAAACGCUUUCUGUUUUCUGUGUGAAUUAGCUGGUGGAUUCAUUCUUGCUUUUGCCUUAUGAAAGCCAACAGUUGUAAUAUGCAAGAGCUGUGGCCUCGAAAUAAAAAUUACUGUACAUGUGCA
Messenger RNA from Sphaeramia orbicularis (orbiculate cardinalfish), 5568 nucleotides. It is a transcript of the gene cadpsb, whose product is annotated as Ca2+-dependent activator protein for secretion b. The record is from RefSeq and is a predicted model, not a curated record. The transcript is spliced from 33 exons. The coding region runs from base 272 to 4444 and encodes 1390 amino acids. Gene Ontology annotation, cellular component: glutamatergic synapse. Gene Ontology annotation, biological process: dense core granule exocytosis; synaptic vesicle exocytosis; positive regulation of exocytosis. NCBI's taxonomy places the organism in Eukaryota, Metazoa, Chordata, Actinopteri, Kurtiformes, Apogonidae.